Molecule: messenger RNA, 4073 nt
Organism: Rotaria sp. Silwood2
Lineage: Eukaryota; Metazoa; Rotifera; Eurotatoria; Philodinida; Philodinidae
Source: the annotation of a GenBank genome assembly
AUGACCCAGGCCACUUCAAUGGAACGUGAUCAAAUUUUAUCAAUUGAAACGGAGCCUGAUGCAUCGGAGACCCGCACACCCUCUGAAGGUGAAAGAAGUACCAUUCCAGAAGCAACACCUGAUCUAUCCAUCUGUGCGACGAAAACUGAUCUCGUCGCUCAACCAAUGACUUUUCUUGAGAGAAUAAUUGCAGAAACACAGCCUAUCGGAGGUAUUCUGGCAUCCAAACCUGCAUCUACUGGCAGGGUGAAACUUGAUGAUGUUCAUCACACAACAGAGCUCACUUCGACAGAAACUGAGCUAAUUUCGUCAAAUGAAAGAAAAUCCGAUGACCCGGGGACAAGCAUAGCAUCUAGUACUACAACAAUUGUAACACAGUUACCUUCAGAAGAUCUAUAUGCGGUGGAAGCACAGCGGGAUGUUCAACACAAGAUCAGACCCUCCGAAGGUGGAACUCAUCCCAAUGUUGAAGUAGCUACUGGUCCAGCUAUACGGGAAACCAAAACUGAUCUCGUCAGUCAACCAACGGCUGCCCUUGGAAGAGUAAUGGUGGAAACACAGCGUAUCGGAAGUAUUCUGGCGUCCAAGCCUGUAUCCACUGACAGGGUGAAACUCGAAGAUGUUCAGCAAACAGCAGAGCCCACUCCGACGGAAAUUGAGCUAUUUUCGUCAAAUGAAAGAAAACCCGAUGAACGGGAGACAAGCACAGCAUCCAAUACUACAACAAUUGUAACAGAGUUACCUUCAGAAGAUCUAUAUGCGGUGGAAGCACAGCGGGAUGUUCAACACAAGAUCAGACCCUCCGAAGGUGGAACUCAUCCCAAUGUUGAAGUAGCCACUGAUCCAACUAUAAGAGAAACCAAAACUGAUUUGGUCUCUGAACCAAAGAGUUUUCUUGAGAGAAUAAUUGCGGAAACAAAGCCUAUCGGAGGCGUUCUCGCAUCCGAACCAACAUUGAAUGAUGGGGUGGAAUUGGAAGAUUUUGAGGACACGGCACAGGCCACUUCGAUGGAAGGUGAACGAGUUUUAUCAAUUGAAAGAAAGCCGGAUGAGCGGGAGAGGGGCACACCAUCGAGUAUUGAAAUAAAUGUAACAGAAUUGUCAUCACAAGACCGCUACGCAGCGGAAACACAGAAAGAUGUUCAAGACAAGAGCGCAUCUUCCGAAGGUGAAAGAAGCACCAUUCUAGACGAAACAGCCUGUGUAGCAACUGGCGAAGCUGAACCUAAUCUAGACAUGGAUCCAAAGUAUUUUCUUAAAAAUAUUAUCGCUGAAACAAAGCCUAUUGGAAGUAUUCGCAUAGCGGAACCUACAUCGACCCAUAGGGCGAAAGUAGUACCUACUAAGGAUUCCAAAGGGACCACUUUGGACGAAGAUGAGUCUAUCUCAUCAACUGAAAUGAAUCCUGGUGGCAUCGAGAAAGAGUUACCUCGGACUAUCAGAACAAUAGUAAGAGUUGUACCGUUGACAGAGCUCGAGGUGAAUGAAACGCAAGACGAUUACGUCGACGAAGAUGCACGAAAUGAGCUUCAAGAAAACCUGAUCUUGGAACCAACUGCUGAUCCAAUUACUAUUGGCAAACAACUGCAUAUGGGUAGUCGACCGAAGAGUUCUCUUGAAGAGAUUAUCGCAGAAACGCUUCCUAUCGGAAGUAUUUACAGGGGAAAACCUAUAUUGACCCAGAAGGCAGAACAUCAUGUAAUUAAGGAUACAACCGAGGUCAGUUCGAAGAAAUAUGAGCAAGUAUCGCCAAUCGAAAUAAAAUAUGAUGGAAGGAAGAGCGAGACACCCUUGAAUAUCAAAACAAUGGUUUCAGAACCGCCGGCCUCUGACCACUCUGUGACAAAAACGCAACACGAUAUCGGAGGCAAAGAAGCACCGGCUGACCUUGAAAAAAAAUUUACUUUAGAAGCAACUGCUGAUCCAUUCACUUUUGAAACAAUACCUGAUAUGGUCUCUCAACCUAAGACGUAUCUUGAAAGAAUUAUUGCGGAAACAAUGCCUCUCGGCCGAAUUUUGACACCAGAAAUUAAGGUGCCAUAUAGUGUUGAAGAGGAAUCAGUUUCUGGAACGGUGAAAGCUGUGGAGGAGCGGGCUGAUGAUAUCUCGUUUCCAGAAUGGAAGCCUGAUGCUACGAGUAAGGAAAUACUCACGGUCGCUACAACAAUAGACACAACAGUACCUAUGAUUGGCUUAUCAGCAUGUAGCGCAAAGCAUGAUGUUGUCGAGGAUGACGCGUCUAACAAAAAGGAAGCGAUUAUGAAAGCAUUAACCACUGAUGAUGGAUCAGCUGAAAAAAAGAAAGAGCAUUUGAUUGAUCAAGAGGGACUAUUUGAACGUAAGACAGUAGUAAAAUCGGUAGCAAUUGCAGACGUUUUAGAUGGAGAAGAGACGCAGGAUGCCAAAGAUAAACAAAAAGCGGUCGAGGUUGAAACAAUAGUGAAAACAGUAAGAAUUGCUGAUCCAUUCAUACAUAAAAUGAGUCCUAGUACGAGUGGAUCUCAUGCCAUGGAUAAAGAUGCAUCUUUGGAUGUUACAAGAACUGAGACAACGGUACCGAUUGUCGACGUGUUGACAUCAGAAAUAGACCACGAUGCCAUGAGUACAUCCAAGCUUGACGAUGUUAAAACAAUAGUGAGAACAGUGGCAAUUCCGGAUGAAGCGACUCCUGAAACAAAGCAGAUAAUGAUCGAUGAUGACAAAAAACUCAAUGUCGAAACAACAUUAAAAACAGCACCGAUUCUCAGUGCAUCGACAUCGGAAAUUAAGUCAGAUCUCAUGGCCAAUGAGAAAUAUACCGACGUUAAGCCGAUACUAACAAAUGUUGCAAUUAAAGAUGUAACAGAUCUGGAAACGACGCAUACCCUUGUUGAUAAUGGGAAGUCUCUCCAAAAGAAAACGAUAAUGAAAAUAGUAUCAGAUACAGAUGCAUCGGCAUUGGAACAAGAGGAUCAUUGGAUCGAUAAGGAUAAGCCAGUCGAAGAUAAGACAGUAUCGAUGCAAAAUCUCUGGCCAUUUGAAACCAACCAUGAUGCCAUAGAUAAAAAGACAUCUGCCGCAGUUAACACGAAAGCUACAAUGGUUCCGAUUGAAGAUGUGGUUGCACCAGAAACAAAACAUGAUGCCGUGGACAUGAACAAAUUUGUGGAGAAUACAACAACGGGUACAUUGAUCCCAGCUUUGCAUCUAUCGCUACCCGAAACGAAAGACAAUGUUACAAUGAAAACAGUCACCAAAACUCUAGAAUUUGAUCAACCGAACAUAAACGACUCUGUGAUACGCAUAAAAUCAGAUUCGUUGAAUGCAGGAGAAACGGCUGCUCACGCUGAAACCACAACUCGUACACCGAAGACCGAAGAACGAUUUCAUCUUCCGACAAUGCCAUCGUUUGACACUGCCAUACAUGCUAUCAAAGGAUCACUAGGACUUGAGGAAGUGAAGCCAGAAGAUGUUCCGAAACGGCGACGAUCGUUAUCGUUGAAUGAAGAGCAAACAACUGUGGUACCCGAAACAACGACACUCACAUCGAAGAAAGAAGGAGGUCUUCAUCUUCCAACAAUGCCAUCGUUUGACACUGCCAUACAUGCUAUCAAAGAAUCACUAGGACUUGAGGAAGUGAAGCCAGAAGAUGUUCCGAAACGGCGACGAUCAUUAUCGUUGAAUGAAGAGCAAACAACUGUGGUACACGAAACAACGACACUCACAUCGAAGAAAGAAGGAGGUCUUCAUCUUCCAGCAAUGCCAUCGUUUGACAUUGCGAUGCAUGCUAUCAAAGGAUCACUAGGACUCGAGGAUGUGAAGCCAGAAGAUGUUCCGGAACGGCGACGAUCGCUAUCGUUGAACGAAGAACAGGCAAGCGUGGAACCUGAAACAACGAUGACCACAUCGAAGAAAGAAGGAAGGUUUCAUCUUCCAGCAAUGCCAUCGUUUGACACUGCCAUACAUGCUAUCAAAGGAUCACUAGGACUCGAGGAUGUGAAGCCAGAAGAUGUUCCGGAACGGCGACGAUCGCUAUCGUUGAACGAAGAACAGGCAAGCGUGGAACCUGAAACAACGAUGUCCACAUCGAAGAA